AUGCUGUACUACUGUAGCAAUGAUUUCAAAUGGAUUUUCCCUUUGGCAUGUACAGAUUGUGGCCAACCCCAUCGUGAAAUGAGAAUGAAUCCAAAGGCCAUCACUGCACCUCAGAUGUUUGGACGCCUUGAUGUGGCAACCAAUGACUGGACAGAUGGGAUAUUUUCCACUCUUUGGAGGAAAACUUUGAGAGCCAAGAAGGGGGAACACAUCUGGAUAGUACUCGAUGGUCCUGUUGAUGCCAUUUGGAUUGAAAAUCUGAAUUCGGUGCUUGAUGAUAACAAAACAUUGACCCUAGCUAAUGGAGAUCGGAUCCCUAUGGCGCCCAAUUGUAAAAUUGUUUUUGAACCUCAUAAUAUUGACAAUGCUUCUCCUGCAACAGUGUCAAGGAAUGGCAUGGUAUUUAUGAGCUCAUCUGUCCUCAACUGGAGCCCUGUUCUGGAGGGUUUUCUGAAGAGGCGUUCUCCACAGGAAGCAGAGAUUUUGCGUCAGUUGUACACAACAUCUUUUCCAGACCUUUACCGGUUUAGUAUUCAGUCCUUGGAAUACAAGAUUGAGAUGUUAGAAGCCUUUGUGAUAAUGCAGAGCAUUAAUAUGCUUCAGGGCCUUAUACCUUGCAAGGACCAAGGUGUGGAAAUCACUGCCGAAUACCUGGAAAGAUUGUACAUCUUCUCCCUAAUGUGGAGUGUUGGGGCAUUGCUGGAAUUGGAAGACCGUUGGAAGUUGGAGCACUGGCUCCGUAGUCAUGAAAAAAUAAAUCUUGAUCUUCCUAAUAUCCCAGAAGGAAGUGAAGACACUAUGUUUGACUACUAUGUUACCAGUGAAGGUAAUUGGAUGCACUGGAAUACAUGUGUUGAAAAAUAUGUGUAUCCUACUAACAGUACUCCAGAAUAUGGCUCUAUUUUGGUUCCAAAUGUUGACAACGUGAGAACUGAUUUCCUUAUUCAAACAAUUGCAAAACAAGGCAAGGCUGUUCUGCUAAUUGGUGAGCAAGGGACUGCUAAGACUGUCAUCAUCAAAGGAUACAUGUCAAAAUAUAAUCCUGAAAAUCACAUGGCUAAGAGCCUUAACUUUUCAUCAGCAACCACUCCUUUCAUGUUUCAGCGCACAAUAGAAAGCUAUGUGGACAAGCGCAUGGGCACAACAUAUGGUCCUCCCGCAGGAAAGAAAAUGACGGUCUUCAUAGAUGAUGUGAAUAUGCCUGUAAUUAAUGAAUGGGGAGAUCAGGUCACUAAUGAGAUUGUUAGGCAGCUGAUGGAGCAGAAUGGGUUUUAUAAUUUGGAGAAGCCUGGAGAGUUCACCAACAUUGUGGAUAUCCAGUUUUUGGCUGCCAUGAUACACCCUGGUGGUGGACGAAACGACAUCCCUCAGAGACUGAAGAGACAGUUUUCUGUGUUUAAUUGCACCUUGCCUUCUAACUCAUCCAUUGACAAGAUUUUUGGUGUGAUUGGCACAGGGCAUUAUUGUAGCCAAAGAGGCUUUUUGGAAGAAGUGAGAGCAACGGUUGCUAAGCUGGUCCCAUUGACCCGGCGGUUGUGGCAAAUGACCAAGAUCAAAAUGCUACCAACUCCGGCCAAAUUCCAUUAUGUGUUCAAUCUCCGGGACCUUUCCAGGAUCUGGCAAGGAAUGCUUAAUACUCUUUCAGAAGUAAUCAGUGAUUCCAAUGUGCUCAUUAAGCUAUGGAAGCAUGAAUGUAAGCGUGUUAUCGCUGAUCGUUUCACAACUCCCGAGGACGUGGAGUGGUUUGAUCUGGCAAUGGCAAAGCUAAUUGAAGGAGAACUUGGUAGUGAUAAGGCAUCACUAGUGGCACUCAACAAGGAUGCUUUCUUUGUUGAUUUCUUAAGAGACGCACCUGAAGCAACAGGAGAGGAACCAGAGGAAGCAGAAAUUGACAUGCCUAAAAUAUAUGAACCCAUUGAAUCUUUUAGUGCCCUGAAGGACCGUUUGAACAUGUUUUUGCAAAUAUAUAAUGAGAGUAUCCGUGGGGCAGGAAUGGAUUUGGUGUUUUUUACCGAUGCCAUGAUUCACUUAAUAAAGAUCUCUCGUGUGAUCCGUACUCCCCGAGGAAAUGCCCUACUUGUUGGUGUUGGAGGAUCUGGAAAGCAAAUCUUGACAAAACUGGCAUCAUUUAUUGCAGGCUAUAAUAUGUUCCAGAUCACAUUAACAAGAUCCUACAAUGCAUCUAAUUUGAUGGAAGACUUGAAGCAUCUGUAUAAGACAGCUGGACAGCAAGGAAAAGGAAUCACUUUCAUUUUUACAGAUAAUGAAAUAAAAGACGAAGCUUUCCUAGAGUAUAUGAACAAUGUUCUAUCAUCAGGAGAGGUAUCCAACUUGUUUGCUCGUGAUGAAAUUGAUGAAAUCAUUGGCGAUCUCAUUCCAGUUAUGAAGAGAGAGCAUCCACGACAUCCCCCCACCAAUGAGAAUGUAUAUGAUUAUUUCAUGUCUCGAGUUCGCCAGAACCUGCAUGUGGCUCUUUGUUUUUCACCAGUGGGUGAGAAAUUCCGAAACAGAGCUUUGAAGUUUCCUGCACUCAUUUCUGGUUGCACUAUAGACUGGUUUUGCCGUUGGCCCAAAGAUGCCCUGGUUGCAGUAUCGGAGCAUUUCUUGUCGUCAUAUGAAAUUGAUUGCACUGAAGAUAUAAAAAAACAGAUGGUGCAGUGUAUGGGUUCCUUCCAAGAUGGAGUUGCUGAAAAAUGCGUUGACUACUUUCAAAGAUAUCGUCGAUCAACCCAUGUGACUCCCAAAUCUUAUUUGUCCUUUAUUCAAGGAUAUAAAGCUAUAUACAAAGAAAAACAUGCUGAGGUGCAGACCUUGGCCCACAGAAUGAAUACUGGAUUGGAGAAACUGAAAGAGGCUUCUGAAUCUGUGGCUGCUUUGAGUAAAGAGUUGGAAGCCAAAGAGAAAGAACUUAAGAUUGCCAAUGAAAAAGCUGAUAUGGUGUUAAAAGAAGUCACAGUGAAAGCUCAGGCUGCUGAAAAGGUGAAAGCCGAAGUUCAGAAAGUGAAGGACAAGGCCCAGGCUAUUGUAGACAGAAUUUCAGUAGACAAGGCUAGUGCUGAGGAAAAAUUAGAGGCUGCUAAACCUGCUUUAGAAGAGGCCGAAGCUGCUUUACAGACAAUCAAGCCGGCAGACAUUGCCACUGUUCGUACACUGGGUCGGCCACCUCAUCUUAUCAUGCGUAUCAUGGACUGUGUGUUGGUGCUAUUCCAGAGGAAAGUAAAUGCUACUAAGAUAGACUUAGAGAAAAAUUGCAUUAUGACAUCAUGGCAGGAGUCCUUGAAACUGAUGACAGCAGGAAACUUCUUACAGAACUUGCAGCAAUUUCCAAAAGAUACAAUUAAUGAAGAAGCAGUGGAGCUCUUGAGUCCUUAUUUUGAAAUGGCAGAUUACAAUAUUGAGACAGCUAAGAGAGUCUGUGGAAAUGUGGCUGGCCUUUGCUCAUGGACCAAAGCAAUGGCUGCCUUCUUCGCUAUAAAUAAAGAAGUUCUACCUUUAAAGGCAAAUCUGGCCAUCCAGGAGAAUCUUCUGACCACUGCCAUGUUAGAUCUUCAGACAGCCCAAGGUGAAUUGGAUGCCAAGCAAGCUGAGCUGGAUAUUGUGCAGGCUCAAUAUGAAAAUGCCACAUUGGAGAAACAGACAUUGCUUGAAGAUGCAGAACGCUGCAGGCAUAAAAUGCAGACUGCUUCCAGUCUUAUUAGUGGGUUGGCUGAUGAAAAAGAGAGAUGGACUGAACAAAGUAAAGAGUUUGCAGCCCAGACAAAAAGGCUUGUGGGGGAUGUACUUCUGGCCACAGCCUUUCUGUCCUAUUCUGGUCCUUUCAACCAAGAGUUCCGUAAUCUUUUGUUAACCAGCUGGGAAAAAGAAAUGAAAACUCGGAAAAUCCCAUUUGGAAACAAUCUCAAUCUCACAGAGAUGCUGAUUGAUGCGCCAACCGUCAGUGAGUGGAACCUUCAAGGGCUGCCAAAUGAUGAUCUGUCAAUUCAGAAUGGCAUCAUUGCCACAAAGGCAGCUCGUUACCCUCUCCUGAUUGAUCCACAAACUCAGGGCAAGAUUUGGAUUAAGAACAAAGAAACCCGGAAUGAGCUACAGAUCACUUCUCUGAAUCAUAAGUAUUUUAGAAACCACUUGGAAGAUAGUCUCUCUCUUGGAAGACCAUUGUUGAUUGAAGAUGUUGGUGAGGAGUUGGAUCCAGCUUUGGACCACGUAUUGGAAAAAAACUUCAUCAAAACAGGUUCUACAUACAAAGUAAAAGUUGGGGAUAAAGAAAUGGAUGUGAUGAAUGGCUUCAGACUUUAUAUCACCACCAAGUUACCAAAUCCAGCCUAUACCCCUGAGAUUAGUGCUCGUACCUCAAUCAUUGAUUUUACUGUCACCAUGAAAGGCCUAGAAGAUCAGCUUCUAGGGAGAGUCAUUCUAACAGAAAAACAGGAGUUGGAGAAAGAGCGAACUGAUCUUAUAGAAGAUGUGACAGCUAACAAAAGGAAGAUGAAAGAACUGGAAGAUAACUUGCUGUAUCGACUGACAAGCACACAAGGCUCUCUGGUGGAAGAUGAGAGUCUCAUCACUGUACUUAGUAACACAAAAAGAACAGCAGAAGAGGUGACCCAGAAACUGCAAACAUCAGUUGAGACUGAAGUACAGAUUAACUCAGCUCGGGAGGAAUACAGGCCAGUUGCUACCAGAGGCAGUAUUCUCUAUUUUCUGAUAACGGAGAUGAGUAUGGUAAAUGUCAUGUAUCAAACUUCACUUCGACAGUUUUUGGGCCUGUUUGAUCUUUCACUUGCAAGGUCUGUCAAGAGCCCAAUUACAAGCAAAAGAAUAGCAAAUAUCAUUGAGCAUAUGACCUACGAAGUGUAUAAAUAUGCCGCACGAGGGCUUUACGAGGAGCAUAAGUUUCUGUUCACGUUGCUGCUUACCUUGAAGAUUGAUUUGCAGCGGGGCAAAGUCAAACAUGAGGAGUUCCUAACUCUGAUUAAAGGUGGUGCUUCUUUGGAUCUGAAAGCUUGUCCUCCUAAACCAGCUAAAUGGAUUCUGGAUAUGACUUGGUUGAAUUUGGUGGAACUGAGUAAACUGAGACAAUUUUCAGAUGUUCUUGACCACAUCUCACGGACAGAAAAACAGUGGAAAAUUUGGUUUGAUAAGGAAAAACCAGAAGAAGAACUGGUUCCCAGUGGCUAUGAUCAAGCUCUGGACUGCUUCAGACGUCUCCUCCUUACUAGGUCUUGGUGUCCCGACAGAACUAUUGCUCAGGCUAGGAAGUACAUUAUGGAUACCAUGGGAGAAAAAUAUGCAGAAGGGGUCAUUUUAGAUUUGGAGAAGACUUGGGAAGAAUCUGAUCCACGCACACCUCUCAUCUGCUUCCUGUCAAUGGGCUCUGAUCCUACUGAUUCAAUCAUUGCUUUGGGGAAAAGGUUGAAAAUUGAGACACGCUACGUUUCUAUGGGUCAGGGACAAGAAGUCCAUGCGCGUAAACUCCUGCAGCAAACUAUGGCUCAUGGUGGAUGGGCCCUUUUGCAGAACUGCCACUUGGGUCUUGACUUUAUGGAUGAGCUGAUGGACACUGUUGUGGAAACAGAGAUAGUUCAUGAGGCCUUUCGCUUGUGGAUGACUACAGAGGUCCACAAACACUUUCCUAUCACCCUUCUACAAAUGUCUAUAAAAUUCACCAAUGAACCUCCCCAGGGACUUAAAGCUGGCCUGAAGAGAACGUAUGGAGGUGUGAAUCAAGAUCUCUUGGACAUCAGCAACAUGGUACAGUGGAAGCCAAUCUUGUAUGCUGUGGCCUUCCUCCAUUCCACUGUUCAGGAGAGAAGGAAAUUUGGACCUCUAGGAUGGAAUAUUCCUUAUGAAUUCAACCAAGCUGAUUUCAAUGCCACAGUACAGUUUGUUCAGAACCAUUUGGAUGACAUGGACAUCAAAAAGGGGGUGUCCUGGAACACUGUUCGUUAUAUGAUUGGGGAAAUUCAGUAUGGUGGAAGGGUUACAGAUGACUAUGACAAAAGGCUCCUUAACACAUUUGCUAAAGUGUGGUUCAGUGAAAACAUGUUCAGUCAAGACUUUUCAUUUUUCAAAGGAUACAAUAUACCCAAGUGUACUGCGGUGGAUCAGUACCUGCAUUACAUACAGGGCUUGCCUGCUUAUGAUACUCCAGAAGUCUUUGGGCUGCAUCCCAAUGCUGAUAUUACUUACCAGAGCAAACUGGCAAAAGACGUGCUAGACACCAUCCUCAGCAUUCAGCCCAAAGAUAGCUCUAGUGGAAGUGGUGAAACCCGAGAAGCUGUGGUGGCCAGGCUAGCUGAUGAUAUGCUGGAGAAAUUACCUGCAGAUUAUGUGCCUUUUGAAGUAAAGGAAAGGCUUCAGCAAAUGGGACCAUUUCAGCCAAUGAACAUCUUUCUGCGACAGGAAAUUGAUAGAAUGCAAAGGAUUAUUGCUCUGGUGCGCAACACCUUGACAGAUCUUAAACUCGCCAUUGAUGGAACGAUAAUCAUGAAUGAGAAUCUCAGGGAUGCCCUGGAUUGUAUGUAUGAUGCACGGAUCCCAGAGCGCUGGAGAAAGGCAUCUUGGGCUUCCAGCACCCUUGGUUUUUGGUUUACUGAAUUUCUUGAAAGAAACCAGCAAUUUCAUUCUUGGAUUUUUGAGAAACGACCAAAUUGCUUUUGGAUGACAGGAUUCUUCAAUCCCCAGGGCUUCUUAACUGCAAUGAGACAGGAAAUAACAAGAGCAAACAAGGGAUGGGCACUUGACAGUGUAGUUCUGUGCAGUGAGGUCACAAAGUGGAUGAAUGAUGACAUAUCAACUCCUCCUUCUGAAGGAGUCUAUGUAUAUGGCCUCUACCUAGAAGGAGCUGGAUGGGACAAAAGGAACAUGAAACUCAUUGAAUCUAAACCUAAAGUGCUCUUUGAACCAAUGCCUGUGAUAAGAAUAUAUGCAGAAAACAACACCUCAAAAGAUCCACGCCUAUACUCAUGUCCAAUCUACAAAAAACCACUUCGGACAGAUCUCAAUUACAUUACUGCAGUGGACCUACGGACCACCCAGCCACCUGAACAUUGGAUAUUACGUGGCGUUGCCUUAUUAUGUGAUGUCAAGUAAUGCUUAGAGAAUACCUGCAUGCUGGUCUAAUUUCCUACUAGUUUUUUUUUAUUUUUAGAAUAGCCCUUUUAUUAUAUUCUUUACAUGGGCAUAAGAACCUAGCUGGGUCACAGGUUAGUCUGUUUUUAAGUAUAUAUAGUAAAAUAUUCUUUUGCACUACCUUGACCUUCUUUCAAAUGAGAUGAAGAAGUUGAAUGUUACUAAAAAAUACUCACUAAGUACUGCAUAUUCUUGAUCAAUAGUUCUCUUUUUAAAAAAAAGCACUGAAUUGUGGUUUUUACGCAACUUUAAUAUGAUUUUAACAAUCAUACUAAUUGAAUUAUAAUUGGCAUCUUAUCUAUAUGACUUCCAAGUAUACCAAUUAUUUAAUGAUUUCUAAAGGUUUCCCUUCCCUCCAAAUAAUUGAGUGGCACUUUCCACAAAACGUGUAUUCUUACAUAUAGAAAUUUAAAGGAUUGCCAGGGCUGCUUGGAAUAUUCCAUGAAUGAACACAGGGUUUGCUUGCCUCCCUGGAACAUUUUCAAUUCACAGGAUGCAAACCAGGGCUUACUAUAAUUUGAUAAACAAAGCAUUUGUAGGAUGCAUUAAAAAUACAUUCUUGCAAACUUCUUUGCUUAAAAGUAAAGCACAUUUAAAAUUUUAAAAAUAGGUGGAAUAAUGGUUCCAAUAAUUUGUAAUGCUGCAGAUUGUAUUGGCAAAUCUGAUUUGCAGAUGAAAAACAUGAAAGAAUUCUUGUUUUAUAGUCACUGUAUCAUGUCAGCGCAGGCAAAAACAUAUUGAUCAGUAUAAGGCUUGAAGACAUGGUGAUCUAUUAAGCUAAAUUUCCAGUUAGCCAUGCAUGCUAGAGGUUUUUGAUAAAGUUCUUGUGUAAGAGACAAGAACAGUUAUCUGGCAAUCAACAAGACAAACUAGAUAUUCUGCAUUAGGUCUAAUGUUGUGCAGUCCUACCAUGAAUGAGGCCUUUGUUGGCCUCAAUUUUUUUUAUACUCUGAGUAUCAAUUGUAACCUUAUUAAAAUCAUCCAGCUUUAAAUAUAAAGAUCAGAAUACGAAAAUUAAAACAGAACUGUACAGAUUGAACUCAUAAAUUCUAUAUUUUUACUUUGCUUCCUUUAUAGUUUUGAACCAUAAAGAGGAAAAUAGUCUUUUAAAGCUAUUUAUAUAAACUAUAUUUUUUCUUAUGCAUUAUAUAAGUACAAAUCUUGCAUUCAAACAGGAAGAUAAUCUGCAAAAUGCAUUUUUGACUGGAGAGUAACAUGUGUUUUAUGAAUGCAGGGAGCUAUUAUGAUUGUGAGAAUGAAUCUACUUUUCCUUUAUUUGCUUUAUUGGUGUCUUUCUUUUCUUUCUGCCUCUUUUCCUCCUCAGUUUUAUCACCUUGACUCUUCAUUUGUGUAAAAUAAACCAUA
Messenger RNA from Protobothrops mucrosquamatus (brown spotted pit viper), 8496 nucleotides. RefSeq names its product dynein heavy chain 5, axonemal. The coding region runs from base 1 to 7092 and encodes 2363 amino acids. Gene Ontology annotation, biological process: microtubule-based movement. The record is from RefSeq and is a predicted model, not a curated record. Gene Ontology annotation, molecular function: minus-end-directed microtubule motor activity; dynein light intermediate chain binding; dynein intermediate chain binding. Gene Ontology annotation, cellular component: dynein complex. NCBI's taxonomy places the organism in Eukaryota, Metazoa, Chordata, Lepidosauria, Squamata, Viperidae. The transcript is spliced from 38 exons.